CUGUCGAGUCGAUCAGAAAAGUUCAUGGACCAAAACUUGUCUUCUCAUCGCUCAGUAUUGUUACAGAAUCGUCUCGUUUCACAGUAAGCGGUGCAGAUCGUGUCAUUUAAGCAGACAUUCCAGUUCUGGACUUCUCAGACUACACUACAUUUCUCGUUGACAGACUUCCCCAACCCAAUCCUUACAGAUCAACUCUGGAAUUACUGCAGGCAUGAGAGUGAUGGGCGUAUGAUUUUGAGCCUGCUGUGUUCUAUACUGGCUUCAGUUAGUUUGGUUGCUAUGUGUAAUAGUGUUUUCAUCUCGGAUUGCCUCAGGAAAUAUUUAAUAUCAAUGUGACAGUUCAACAUAUGUGGUAAACAUUAAGAGAUGAGCGAUCAUGGCCAAGGUUCUGCUGGCAAAUCAGGAUCAAUGCACACCGACAUCCAUCCCACAAUGCAACAGAGCAAUGAUGAGAACAUGACCAUAGACACGUUAGGCGAAUCCUAUACCAAAGUGAAUCCGUCAACAGUGAUGGAAGUAUCACAGAACCACAUAGAUAGCAGUGGACAUGUGUCCAAAUCCAAACUGGAGAGGCAAUCCAGCAGUGCCAGAGAUGAUGAAGGUGAUCACAAACAGGGUCUGUGCAACAUACGAGCCAUUUUCUUCCUCAUCCUCUGGUAUCUUUUCAGCGCCUGCACACUCUUUCUCAACAAGUACAUCCUCUCAACGCUAAAAGGGGAGCCAACUCUGUUAGGUACGAUGCAGAUGGUGAUGACCACGGUGUUUGGCUUUCUGCAGAUGUACCUCCCUCUGGGCAUGUAUGUGCCCAUUCAACGGGACGGAAAACCACCCAACUUCUGGAAAAACAUGAUGCUUGUUGGCACAAUGAGAUUCCUGACUGUGAUUUUAGGACUGGUGGCAUUGAAAUUUGUGGCUGUGUCCUUCACAGAAACUGUGAAGAGCUCAGCGCCCAUCUUUACUGUGCUCAUAUCUCGUGUUGUGAUAGGAGAGUACACAGGCACAUGGACAGUUGUCUCCCUUGUUCCAAUCAUGGGGGGCCUUGCCUUAUGUUCUCUAUAUGAACUUAGCUUUAAUAUUCAAGGGUUUAUGGCUGCUUUAGCAACGAACCUAACAGAGUGCUUUCAAAAUGUUUAUUCGAAAUUAUUAAUAAGUGGAGAAAAAUAUAGAUACACACCAGCUGAGCUGCAGUUUUACACAAGCCUAUCAUCUAUAGUCAUCCAGCUUCCGGUCACCUCAAUGUUGCUGGAUAUUCCUAAAGCUCGGGAAUCCUUUGAUAGCACAAUGUUUGCCGUUCUUAUAUUAAAUGGCAUAUUUUUCCAUUUCCAAAGCAUCACGGCCUAUGUGCUGAUGGAUUACAUAUCACCUGUUACUCACAGUGUUGCCAACACAGUAAAGCGAGCAUUCCUCAUAUGGUUCUCUGUGAUAUUGUUUGGGAAUCCUGUGACAGUUUUAAGUGGACUAGGUACAAUUACUGUGACAGUUGGGGUUCUGCUCUAUACCAAGGCUAAGGAGUACGACCACAACAAGCUACAGCAUCGGCUACAGUACGCAAGGACCAUGCAGACAGACGGAACCAAACUCAUAUAGUCAUAACUAUGACAGCGUCAGUGGAUCACAUAUUAACAUGUUCAUAUCCCAAUUCAUGUGUCCUCACAUAUAUGUGCCUUGGGUCUGUGAAGGCUUCACACACAUUUUGUCUGUGACUUUGUUUUUGUGAUUUUAGAUGCCUGUGGUCACAUAGCUUCUUCAUUUAAUGUAAACAAUCACAUAUCAUUAUUACACAAUCAACAUCUUGUCAUUCAUAUGCUGAAUGAUGCAAGAUUUCUGUGUUAAGCUAAUACAGUUAUUUUCACAUUUCCAAAUUUUAGUCACAUUGAUAUCAUUGUGUUAAGUCCUCAUGGAUUUAGGGGUAUUUUAAAGAAGUUGUGAUUUGGUUACAAUUUGGUAAUAAAGAUUGAGCAGUGAUAUCAUCACUAAAUUAAAUAAGCUCAGUGGUAAGUAAAGUAAAAUAACAUCCAAAGGUGCAUCAUGAUUUUAGUGACUUUUAGCAAUAGUAAAGAGCAGCGGGUGUAAGAAGAACUCAAAAGAGUGAUUUCUUCAGUAAUGUGAAGUUAACAUCUCUCUCAGUGUAUUUUGUCAUCAGCAGUA
Liolophura sinensis is the source of this 2148-nucleotide messenger RNA. Its product is annotated as solute carrier family 35 member E2A-like. Bases 367 to 1587 code for a protein of 406 amino acids. The record is from RefSeq and is a predicted model, not a curated record. Lineage: Eukaryota; Metazoa; Mollusca; Polyplacophora; Chitonida; Chitonidae. The transcript is spliced from 8 exons.